Molecule: messenger RNA, 3525 nt
Organism: Orbicella faveolata
Lineage: Eukaryota; Metazoa; Cnidaria; Anthozoa; Scleractinia; Merulinidae
Product: transcription factor MafB-like
Biological process (GO): regulation of transcription by RNA polymerase II
Cellular component (GO): nucleus
Molecular function (GO): RNA polymerase II cis-regulatory region sequence-specific DNA binding; DNA-binding transcription factor activity, RNA polymerase II-specific
Source: RefSeq, a predicted model, not a curated record
AACUGGUAUAACUAAAUUACUGGUUCAUAAUACUUUUAGCUUUACAUGAGGCAUUACUUCAAGAGUGCAGAGCACAAUACCCUUGCGGAUGUUUGGGAAGCUGGCAAAAAGUAUGUUCUAGCUUAUCAAGAUAUUACACGUCUACUUGCUGCAUUCUGGUUACUUUUCGCGGUGAAAAUGUUUGCGAAUUCGGUUUCAACGUUGUCAACAAUAUUGUCAAUGUGGGGAGGGGAAGGGAGGGGAGGCGGAAAAUUUAGGUGAAAACCCAACCUAGUAUCCACAGUAUGUUUAAGUCCGUUCAGACCGCAGGUGUUAAACUCAAGAACUGAACUAAGAUGUGUCUUCCUUGAAGCUUUUCAUGACUUACUAUGUUAUAAAAUGAUUUUAGGACAGAUUAUCUAUCAUUAAGUUAUUUAACAUGCAGUUGUUGCUGCAAUUUCGAAACUCGACUAAGUUUCUAGUUCCUUGACUUGACAUCUUUCGCAUAUUAAACUGACUCUCAUGACAAUCCAAUGAGCCAAAAUUUAACCCCUUGAACCAAUGACCAACUGGUAAACUCCCCCAACUUGAGAAUAUAUAUUUCAGCAUAUUGUUUAACUGAGAAGGACUGUUUUGACGUUAACUAUAUCAUGGCAAUUCACAGUGGUACUCAAUUCUCAUGACCCGAGCAAUUAACUUGUUGACUUGACAACAAGAAACUUGAUGUUGAUUGUAAACACAUCAAGAGGUAGACUGAAAAUUUGCCUUCUAUGAGGAGCCUCUAAAUGAUUCUCUGCUGUUCUACUUUUUGUAACUAUUCUCUUUAUUACGUAUCUGAUUUUUUUAUUAUUAAUAUAGUUUUAUCUCAAGCCAGGUAUUUAACUGCCAAUGAGAUUAUUUGAAAUGCAAAUCUAUAUACUCUUAACAAAUCGAAACAAACAAGUUUAUCCCGUCACCAUAGUCACGCAUAUCUCAGUCAUUGGUCAAAAAUGUUUCCGACCUCCGCGGAAUUGUGCCAGAGUUUGAUAUGAAACAAAAUUCGUCGGCCAUGCCACCGGCCGGAGUUUAUCCCGUAUAUUUCCGUAGCCGUGAAACCACUAGUAGAAGUACUUCUACUUCUUCCUGGAUGGGUUGUUAGCUAUAGUCCAGCGCAGGGUUAUAUAUAUAGGGUUGAAGGUUACGUUAAGGCCAGGCAUUGCUUUUUUCAUUGCCUCAUCCAUCACGUAAUUGCUUCAAAAACUAUUUAUUUCCACUUCUCGUCGAGCGAAAGUCAAGCCAGUGACAAGGUAUGGUAAGAAACCUAUAACCGUUGACCAAUCAUAUCGGGAGCAACGCCACCUGACCAUGGGACGAAAACAAAACAGAAAGAAAUAAUGAAUGACGACGACAAUCAACAAGAAUAUUUAAAACAAAUUACAGAAAGGAAGACUUUCGAUUUAAGUAUUUUGCUUUAUCGAUGUUUAAGUAAACCCUCGUGCCAUUGAGAUUGUUGUAUGAAUUCUACAAGGUUGUCCAAGCUACGGCCAUUGUUAGAAUACUAAAUGAAAAUGUGCCAAAGAGAAGAGAUGUCAUCGUCGCCUCGUGGCUGCAAGCUUCUUGGAAAGCCCUUCGUAAAUUCUAAGAAUUAAAUUAUGAGGGGGUUACCCUAAGCAACUGAAGCGAAACUUUUUUCCCCGCUGGCAAAUGUGAUUCGCUAAGCAAAAAAUUGGGGAAAAUACCCGCUUAAACUGACUGAGUUAUUCUAUUUUCUCUGCAAAACAUGAGUCAUUUGCAACAUUAGCAUUAAACAUUUUUCUCACAGCAAUAUCAUGGAGGGAAAUUUUGACGACGUGUUUAAUUUGUACCUUACUGGUGAAGGACAACGUAUUACAGAACCUCCAUGGACCGAAGGAGCCGAUUUGUUCGAGAAAAACAUCAGUUUAGUAGGCGAAGAUCGCGAUGUCCAAGAUCUCUUCGACGGUGAAGCAACGAACGAAGCCAAUGACUUUUCAUCUGAAUCUGAAACCGAGAGUUUUUAUCAUCCUCCAGAUGUGAAAGAAAUAAGCGAUGAAGAAAUACAAAGUCUACGUGUGCAGGAGCUUAACAAACUUCUUCGGGACCUCCCGAGGGACGAGGCCGCCAGGAUAAGAAAGAGGCGACGUAACUUGAAGAACCGAAGCUAUGCUCUGACUUGUCGUCUUCGGAAACAGCGCGAGCACGAAGAUCUGAUGAAUGAGAAUACCUCGUUGAAAAGACAGCUGGAAGAUGAAAGAAGAAAACUGAAGAACGUGUGGAAUGAAAAAGAGGAAUACAAGAAAAAAUAUGCGCAGCUUCAGAGCGCCUUUGAUGUUCACAAGCAAAACAAGACGACUCAAAACACGUCAUCAGGUCGCUAGAGACUAAGCUCGCUACAAUUCUACGUGCUUCAAACAUUUACAGUAGACUGGUUCCAAAGAACAGUUAUACAUAUCAUAAGUUUCUUUCAUAUUUGCUUCGGCAAGUGCUUUUAACAUACAUAAUCAAAGCAAACCACCUUCAAGGGUUUGGAUGCUGUUUCCACCGUCAGGUAGAACUGUAAGGUCCUUCGGUAAUUUAAUAGCAUUUGGCAAUGCUAAAGGGUUGAGUAGCAUCUAAAUAACAGCAGAUACAGCUCUUAGCAUUGAUCUAAGGAUGCAGAAAUACCAACUGUGUGGAACACAUUUACUAAUUUUAUAUUACAAAGUUUUAUUUAUGAAGUGCCACAGGCAUGGAAUGGUGGCAGUGAGCACAUAAAUCAUUCAAAAAACGACUAAUGGAAGAAAUAUAAGCGAGAGAGAACGUAUAAUUUAAAUUUAGUUUUAUUAUAGUGGUGUUCACUUAAUAUAACAAUAACAUCACAAAACACCAGCUACGUAAAGAGGUUUGCGGUAGUUUAUAGGAGAGAGAAACCGGCGAACGCAAGACAAGUGACCAUGUCGCUAUUUCGAGCUCGAGCUAUGUGCAACCGCAGUGAUAAAUAUAAAAAUAAAUAAUGAAAUGAAAGAUUGUAACUUUAAUUGUCAAUGUAAAUCGGUUCUAUAUAAUGCUCAGAGGAUGUUUAGUCUGAAAUAACGAAAAAUUGUUGCAAUAACAAUUGUUCAGACAGGUAAAUAUCUGGCAUAAAUUCAAAAAAUGUUCCCACCAAAAUCUUGUUUUGUUAAACAGUUUGAAGCUAAAAAUAAAAAUAAAAGAUAACAAAAAUACUGAGAGCUAAAUUUGGUUCAAGGUUAAAAUAAACUUCCACCUGGCAAGCCGUAUCUUAUUUUGAACUUGACAUAACGGUAAUCAAAAAAAAUUUGGUUUGUUUUCUUUUGUUUUUCUUUUGUCUUUUUAAUGGCCAAUUUAAAAGAAAUCAUUAUAACGCUUUCUGCUUUAAACAAAUGAUAGGUAUGUUUAUUAUAAUUACGCUAUUUAUAAAACUUCUGCGGAUUUCUUGCAGCGGUGAGCUGACAUAAUAAUGUGCAGCAUUUUUAAAUAAAAAUAAUGAUAAAAGUAUUUCCAAACCUUAUUUCAUGCACUCCGGUUUCAUAUACGUAUUUAUAAAAGGAU